Molecule: messenger RNA, 2337 nt
Organism: Eriocheir sinensis (Chinese mitten crab)
Lineage: Eukaryota; Metazoa; Arthropoda; Malacostraca; Decapoda; Varunidae
Exons: 4
Coding region: 634-1218 (194 amino acids)
Source: RefSeq, a predicted model, not a curated record
UGGCUGUCGCCGCCAACCGUACAGGUAGUGGUCGCUCCGCUCAGCCCGCCACCUGCCCAGGUGACUUGCCGCUACAAUCUGCUGCCCUUCUGCCCAGGGUGACUUCCUCGGUGCACAGGCCGUGACGCCAAGAAAGGAGUCCAUCCUUCCCAUCCCAGAAGACGUCAGCCCUGCGGCAGACGUCACUCCAGCAACACCAUCAUGCAGAACCUGGAUGCCACUGGCACCACGAUAGUGAUCACCAUCCUUCUGGAGGGCACCUAACACGUCCUUCUUCCCUUUCUUCUUCACCCGCUCACAUCACCCGACCAUCACUGACAUCAUCACCUCACCUCCCGGACCCCUCGGCGGCCCAUCGGCCACCCUGCGCUCGCCGGGCUCACGAUACAAGUCCGCUAAAACAACCAUUUAUAACGAGCCAUUGAAGGUACUGACCCCAGUGGACUCCCCGCCUCCCUCAUACAGCAACCAAACGUCACCCUAACUCCCACCCGGCUGAAGUGAGAGGCAGCCGGUCCGGUUCCUCCCGUGCAACGCCACUCGGUCGCUGUUGGCAAUACCAGCAGAGCCAAGCAGCGGCGGCAGCAGCAGCAGCAGAUCACUCGGGCGUGGGACCUUCAGUUGCCCUUCAAGAUGUUCGGCGAAGUAGACGCCUGGAGGAUCAAGACGGUGCUGGUUGGUCUUCUCGCCCUAACAACCUCGGCAGCUGAGUGGAAAGAGGACCUGGGCAACCAUGUGAGGAUCGGAGUGCGUGACGCCGGGUACUCGCGUGUCGUGCUGGACUGCGAGGACGAGACCAUGGCCUUCGUGAUCCGCCUGGAGGAGGACUUCGAGGGCGUCGUGUACACCAGGGGGAGCUUCCACACCCGCCGCGGCCCCUGCUUCCUCGACGCCUCUGGGGGCAAAGAGUUUGCUCUCAAGUUCUCUUACAAGGACUGCGCCACUAAAUACGACAGCCAGCUGGGCGCCUAUGUCAACACAGUGGUGGUGCAGCAUGACGAUGACCUGAUCUUUCCCGGCGACCUGGCCUUCGACCUCCGAUGCCACGACCAGGUCACCGUCAACGCCUCUCUCGUCGGAGUCAAGUCGAGGAUCUCAUUGGUGGAUCCCGACCCAGCCUCCAAACCAACCUCCAAGGAAGAAGUAGCAGCCACCUCCUCCUCAAGCGUGGUCACCCUCAUGCCGGGCCGCCUCACCCCGCCCAAGGAGGAGCUAUAGCCGGCGAGCGGGAAGCCGCAGGAAGGACAGGUGGGAGGCAGAGGCCGCCGCGUCGGGGGUCACCGCCUCUUGCAGCACGUGACACGCGACAACUCCGUCUAUAAAAUUGUGCCGCGUGUUUAGGGUUUGCUUUCCCAGCCACACUAAGCGAGGGCAACGGUCACUUUAGGCCACAUUGGUCACCUUAAAGGUCCUACUGUUUAGGCCACAUUGGUCGUAUUUUUUCUAGUGAAAGGACAUUAAUUAAUGAAUGUGAGACCCGCGGUGUUCAGGUGCUUUAGCCGUGCCUCAGCUGGCGUCUGCACCGCUCGGCCUACAGGUGAGGCGCCUCACCUGCCGGCCACCACCUGCCACUCGCCUUCCUCUGGCUCACUUCAACACUCAAGUCCCUGAAAUUUCGCCAGAAACUGAAACUUUUCAGGUCACGAAAAGCCAAGCUCCUCCCUACUCAGAACUUGGCUCCUCCUCACUCUUGGUCGUUUAUCACUGCCGCCGCCGCCGCCGCCGCCUUCCCUGCCUGCUGUAGUCGCAGCCUCAGCCCCGCGGCCCUGCACGCCAGCCGGCCACCAUGAUCUCACUGUAGGUAGCGCGAGGGAGCCUCGGGCCGGUCCCACUCCCGCCAAGCCUGGCCGGAGAAGCCUUAACGUCCUAACUCAGCCCAGCUCAGUCCAGCAGACCGGCCUCCAGUCUGGUUGGGCUGAUCUACCAGACAUGAGUUUUCAGGAGAGAUUCUUUUCCUUCAAUAAGAACUCUAGAAAGCGUUUCCUGAAUCUGUUGAGACUUCCGCCACCUUGCUGUCUGUCCAUGCUCUCUCUCACCGCCCUUCGUUCCGUCCUACAGUCAAGGCGAACAGUUGUGCAGCAACAACAUUCCCUCCACCAUUCCAAAGCGCCUUUCCUUCCUCCCCCCCCCACCCCCUCCUCUCCUGCUCUAAAACUAUGCCAUCCCCCUCCUUCCCUCCCUCGCCACCACUCGACCGUGUCAACAUGACAACACGUAUUUUGGCAUUUUCUUCUAACUUAUUUCUAAGCCUUUUUUUAUAUAUAUUUUUGUCGGUUUGUGAACCUCCAAUAUGCAGUUUGUUACAGUCCGUCCUAAAUAUGAAAUUGAUAUACUGUA